AUGAGCUCGACACUGCGAUGGUUUGUAGGCGUGCCAAAGACUAACUCGGCUUCAUUAUUCGCACGGUCUUUCUCUCUGUACCACGCCUGUCAAUAUGACAAGGGGCGUUAUGCCAAAUGGCGCCUGAAGCAUCCAGAAGCCUACAGACGAAAGUUGGACUAUGGAAUAGCAUACCGCAACACCCUGCGUGAGGAGAAUCCAGAGCUCUACGACCAGCAAACAGCAGCCCGAUACAGAGCAUACUACAAGAAGAUGCGCCAGGAUCCAGACGCUUGGAGGAAGAGAAUCGAUCAGACGAUUCCACAUAUUGAGCGAUGGCGCCAGGACCCAGAUAACAGGGCAAGGAUUCAUGCAGCUCGGGAUCGCUUCCGGGAGGCUCGCAUGGAAGAUGAACGCUACAAAUUCUACGUGCGCCUUAAAAAUUGGUGUUACAAGUAUUCAUGGGUACGUGAACAACUCCCGUGGAAGUCCUACCAGCCUGUUCUCUACGACAACAAGGUUGAGCACCACUGCGAUGGCUGCAAUUGGACGAGACUUGGAGGCAAGAAGUUGUGGUGGAAGAAAAUCGAGACAUCACCCGCAGCAGACUCCUGCAGUUGGCUAUGCUUCCAUUGUUAUGUUCCAAAGACAAAUUGGGCAGAGGCCUUGCCUCAAGGCUAUGAGGAUCUUGGAACGACAACUAUAAAGGAGAUCAUCAAAAGGAGAGACAGUCUGGGCCAUGGCGGCUAG
Messenger RNA from Aureobasidium musti, 729 nucleotides. Lineage: Eukaryota; Fungi; Ascomycota; Dothideomycetes; Dothideales; Saccotheciaceae. The record is from the annotation of a GenBank genome assembly.